Molecule: messenger RNA, 3019 nt
Organism: Cyprinus carpio (common carp)
Lineage: Eukaryota; Metazoa; Chordata; Actinopteri; Cypriniformes; Cyprinidae
Exons: 11
Coding region: 1738-2166 (142 amino acids)
Biological process (GO): positive regulation of hippo signaling
Cellular component (GO): cytoplasmic side of apical plasma membrane
Source: RefSeq, a predicted model, not a curated record
CUCCAAAUUCAUUAAGUGUAUACAAACUGAAUGCAGAAUCACAUUUUGUUAUGAUAUUUUGUUAAGAUUAUCAUGAUGAACAAAACUUUUGUUGGCACAAAGCUUAUUUUAUGCAAUAAUCCAAGAGCCGAUGGAAAAUUCCUGUUGGGUUUUUGUUGAGGGCGAUGCUAACUUGCAGGUUGCCCUAUAAAAUAUAUAAUCGCUGCAGCCAGUUCUUCAGGUUAGAAUUUUGCUCAAACAUCAUUUUUUACCAAUAUUUAUCACAUUUCACUAAUAAAAUUCUCUAUCUCUUUCUCUCUUUUUCUUUCCAUUUCUGCCCCUCCUCUGUAACCCUGCUGUCUCAGAAAAAGAAAAAACCACAAGGUUGUGUCCUCGUGGGUGUGACAUCCACAGGACUGGAGAUCUCUGAGGUGCUGAAUGGAGAACAGCAGUCUGUGUGUAAUUUGCCAUGGCCCUCCAUUCAUUCCAUUACUUUUCAGGUUCUGUUGAUUAUAAUGUUCACAAAUUCAACCAGUCAACUAUCACUUAUGACUUAAGAGCAUCUUUUUAAGGAACUACUUGUUGUUUUCAGGGUGUUUAACCCUCUAUUUUGCACUUUCAGUUAUGGUCUUGGUUUCACUACAGGGCAGGAAGUUUGACAUUCGUGCUGAAGGGUUGCAUGAGAAAAAGCUGGUGCUCUAUAGUCUGUCUGUCCUUCAUGCCAAAAACCUGCUGCAGCACAUAAGCAACAGUCAUCGACUGCAUCUCAGCACAAAGCCCUUGGUCAUGCUCAAGGAAAAAAAUGGGAGACACAGAGAGAUGUACAUCACAGAUGGAGCUGAUCUGGACAUGGAGGACAGUGAUGAUGAGCUUCCACCAAUGAAGUUCCUCUUAGACAAUGUCCAGAAGCAAACCACUGGCACCACUCCGUGUAGAACUGUCACAGGUAGUGAUGCUUCAAAUGGAUCUUGCGGUUUAGAGAUGAGUGUUGAUGAGCCCGAAGAAAUGUUUGUAGAUGAUCCUGAAGAUGUCCUGCGUUUAAUUGAGCUGGUGGAGGGUGUAUCUGUGGAUGGUCCUUUAUUUUUGCCAAUUUCUCACUGGAAAGGUGAAACAAAUCAAAUCAGUUAAUUUCUACUGUCCACCCUGCUGAAAAAACCUGCUUGGACCAUCGCUAUCGCCAUCUUAAUCAUGAACCAUCUCUUCCAUUGAGUAUUAACCUGGAAGUGACAAGCAACCUCAAGCCAUGGAGGACAAACAGCUUUGGAAUGUACAUGUUUUGAAUGAACUAGGACUAUGGAGCUUUUUAAAAUUUACAUCCACAUUGUUAUGUCUCUAAAUAUGCAACAUGUAAAAUACACAGAAAUUGUUUGCAAAGCAUGCUGAAGUUAUUUUUACAUGCGGGCUCUACUGAAAGACAUCAUGUAAUGUUUUAUCGAACACAGUGCACAGUGUGUGUAACUUUGAGCUUUAUGUAAAACCUAUGGAAACCACUGUGUACAAACGUAAGUAUUGUGAAAUAUUUGGUGGGAAAAUGCCACAUAAAAAGACCGUGAGGACAUGGAAAUAAUAACAUGCUAAGUUUUGACAUUUGAACGGGUGGACUUGAUUAUUGUGCCAUGGUGUCAUGGUUUAUAUGCUGAGUCAUCAGUUAUAUGCUUUGUGCAAGAAGCAGAACUGGUUAUCGGGGGGUAGGUGGGUAGGUAUUAAUGAGGUGGGCUGGCUUCAUAUGAUCCUCAAACUUUCAUUCAUUCUCACAUCAUGAAUUCUUUUGGAUUGAUGCUGAUUUUUUGCCUGCACCUUUACUGUAAUGCACUACAAAAUGGAACGUGCAACAACUUCACAGUGGCAUUUAUAGAGACUGCAGAAAAAGUGUCUUGCUUUAAGGUGAUGGAUGGACAUGGUGCAAUUUGUUGGACUGGCCAUCCGACCCAGGCAUGUCAGAUAGACUAUAGACAUGGCAAGACGUGCAUCAAGUGGCCGGUACACACUGAGCUCUCAUGUGUGAAGGAUUCUAAUGAGAUGCUUAAUACAGAAGAAAAAAAGAAGUGUGCCCGUGACCAAGAAUAUAUCAGUUGCAAUGGAGAGUACAAAUCUGACUCAGAGCCCGGAGAUUCUGCAGCAGCCCUGUCACUGAGCAUCCUUCUAAUUACAGCUGCUAUUACCGUUGUCCACUGGGUGUCACUAUGACACUACUAAUAGUGUUCUGAGCUGCAUUAACGCUGAACAAAAAUCUGUUAGAUUAACAUAAAAAAAUACUGUACAUCGAUUGCACAUUUAUAUUAUGUUCUAUCAACAUUAAUUACCUCUGUUUAUGUAACCUAACAUUUUUUAAAUGAAUAAUUUUUCAUGCUGCAAUGAUGUUUUUAUGUUUUUUAUGCCACAUUACCUCCUGUUGAUUUAACAUGAUUUUUGUUUAAAUAAACAUUAUGAGCUUUAACCACUAUAUGCAGUGGUGUUUCCAAAAAAAAAUAUAUAAGCUGCUUUUUUAAAUAAAUAAAAGUGUUUUAACCAUCUUUAUAUUGUAGAUUUUUAAGUAAGGCAAUAAACAAAAACAUUUCAUGGAAAAAAUACUGCAUUUUUUCAACGGUGCACAACAAUCCAUACAGAUUAAAAAUAUAGAGAUGCAUGUUACACACAUAGCUCAGUUGUUUGAAAUGUGUCUGUUAACAUAUAACAUAACCCCAUAUAAAAGCAAAAUCCAAAACUAAAAAUCUAAUAAUACUUCAUCCUUUUUUAUAUUUUUUACCAGCAGGUACAGGACACUAUAGUUAAUUUAUGUAAGUGAAGAUAGCAAAAUAAAGUAAAAUGUGACACAUUAUACCCACAACAUUUUUCAUACAGUGGACUGCCAAUGAAACUGAUACAAAUUUGGGAUCAAAAAUGUUAUUUGACACUUUGAUCUGACCAUGUUUUGUGACAUACCUUUCUAUCAAAAUUAUCUGACAUCAUCAAGAUGAAUUUGUUCUGACACAGUUGAACUCUUGAGUUGUCAUACUUUAUUAAAAUUGUCAAAACUACACUAUAGCAAAUAAACUGUGAU